AUGACGCUGGUAACAUCAAUAGUGAGGACAAACCCAGCCUGCCUCUCUCCUUCCACACUGAGUCCAAACCUACAGUCACUGGGUCCUGAUUGUGACAGUGGAGCCCAGUUUGCACUGCAGGAUCCAGAGAUGGCAUCAGUGAAGAUGGAAGACUGCAGUCAAAAACUGGAGCUGAAUGUCAACAUUAAAGAUGAAGAAGAGGAGGAGAAGAUUGGGACAUCUGUUUCUCAUGGACGACUAGAAUUAAGUCUGAGGCCGGUAACAUCAACAGUGACGACAAACCCAGCCUGCCUCUCUCCUUCCACACUGAGUCCAAACCCACAGUCACUGGGUCCUGAUUGUGACAGUGGAGCCCAGUUUGCACUGCAGGAUCCAGAGAUGACGUCAGUGAAGCUGGAAGACUGCAGUCAAACACUGGAGCCGAAUGUCAACGUUAAAGAUGAAGAAGAGGAGGAGGAGAUUGGGACAUCUGUUUCUCAUGGAGACCGUGUUGAGACAUUCUCUACAUCCAGAGAGCAACAGCAGGAAGAUCACAGAGCGAAGAGGUCUCACCACUGCCCACAUUGUGAGGAGAUUUUCCCAUUUCUGUCAAAGCUUAAAAUACACCUAAAAAUACACACAGGAGAUAAUCAGUAUUCCAAUACUGAUGGUGGGAAGAAUUUCACAUCAUUAAAGGCUCUGACAGUUCAUCAGAGAGUGCAUACAGGAGAGAAGCCUUACUCCUGCUCUGACUGUGUAAAAUGCUUCACAACAUCAACUGAGCUAAAAGUUCAUCACCGAACACACACAGGAGAGAAGCCUUACUCCUGCUCUGAUUGUGGAAAGAGUUUCUCUCAACUGGGCACCUUAAAACAACAUGAACGUAUACACACAGGAGAGAAGCCUUACUCCUGCUCUGACUGUGGGAGGAGUUUCUCUGUACUGGACCACUUAAAAACACAUGAACGUAUACAUACGGGUGAGAAGCCUUACUCCUGCUCUGACUGUGUAAAAUGCUUCACAACAUCAACUGAGCUAAAUGUUCAUCAGAGAACACACACAGGAGAGAAGCCUUACUCCUGCUCUGAUUGUGUAAAAUGCUUCACAACAUCAACUAGGCUAAAAGUUCACCAGAGAACACACACAGGAGAGAAACCUUACUUCUGCUCUGACUGUGGGGUGAGUUUCUCUCUACUGGGCCACUUAAAACGACAUGCACGGAUACACACAGGAGAGAAGCCUUACACCUGUUCUGACUGUGGAAAGAGUUUCUCUCUACUCUGCCACUUAAAACGACAUGCACGGAUACACACAGGAGAGAAGCCUUACUCCUGCUCUGAUUGUGUAAAAUGCUUCACAACAUCAACUGGGUUAAUAGUUCAUCAGAGAACACACAAAAGUUAAGCUUUACUCUUCCUUUGACUAUGGGGAGAGUCUCUGAACUGAACCACUUAAAAUAACAUAAACAUAUACACGGGAGAGAAGCCUUACUCCUGCUCUGACUGUGGAAAGCGUUUCUCUCGAGUGGGCCAGUUAAAAAGACACCAUGGUAAACAUAAAGGAAAUAGGCCUUAACCCUGAUCUGACUAGAAAAUGUUUUAAAACAACAGCUGAGCUAAAAAGUCACCAGAGAACACACAUCGAAGAGAAGCCGUACUUCUGCUCUCAUUGUGGCAAGAGUUUCUCCCGAUUGGGUAAUGUAAAAACACGUCAAUGGAUACACACGUGAGAGAAGCCUGAUCACUGCACUGACUGUGAGAAGAGAUUCUACAGACUGGGCCAUUUAAAAUGACACCAAUGUAUACAUAGAGAGAAGACUCAUCAGUUCUCUCAGACCAGCUAAGAUUUGUCACUCCACUUAAUUCUCAUCUCAUAAAGUAAUUGGCAACGUUGAAUUGGAUCAAAUGACGAUAGUGUAGAACACUCUAUUGUAAUCCUAUAGUUUCUCACUGUGAGAGAACUGUGCAGAGGAAAGGGAGCGUUAUAGAAUGUUCGCCUCUCUUUACUUUACUGAUCAGUGAGCACCUGGUCAGUUUUGGUGUGUUUUGUUAGCUUCUACAGCAAAGACAUUGAGCUGACCUUGGAUUUGCCCCUAGGGUUGAAUAUUCUGUGGAGUGUCUCACAAUGGAUUCUGAUGGUUGACUGGGUGGUACUGCUUCACUCUGCAGUUUUCUGUGGGAAUGAGCGAGUAGACACAACAUACACUGUGUACAAAACAUUAAGGACACCUGUUCUUUCCAUGACAUAGACUGACCAGCUGAACGCUAUGAUCCUUAAUUAUUUAGUUUUUGUGUAUUUAUUAUGGAUCCUCAUUAGCUUUUAGCAAAAAUCAACAAACUGCUAUUGCAGUGGGCUAAGGAAUGAAAACACUGGACACUAGAAUUGACGUAAAAGUGUGUCAACAAUAUGAAUAAAUAUAAUAUUUAUAUAAAAAUAAAAAUAGUAAAGUACAGAUACAAUUAAAGUAGGUCUUUAAGUAAUUUAUUCUUAAGUACUUUACACCACUGCAUGCAUCCAUGCUGUGUGUCAGCAUUACAGGCUGGUGGUGUGAUGGUUGGGGUGUGUUUUCAGGGCACACAUUGGGCCUCUUGAUAAAAGUUGAGCAAUGUUUGAAUGCCACAGGAUAUCUAAAUAAUCACUGCCAAUCAGGUGCCUCCCUUCAUGGCAGCAGUGUAUCCAUCUGCAAAUAGUUUUUUUCAUUAGUAUUAUGCCCCAUGCCACAAGGCUUGUCCAGAAAUGGUUCCAAGAACAUGACAGUGAAUUCAGUUUCAUGCAGUGGCCUGCCGAGUCACCAGAUCUCAAUCCAAUUGUUCAUCUGUGGGAGGAGAUGGAAGGAGCUAUUCAGAGUAGAGAUCCACUCCCAGCCAACCCAACACAUCUGUGGGAAGCAUUGGAGUCAACAUGGGCCAGCAUCCCUGUGGAAUGCUCUCAACACCUUGGACAUUCUAUGCCCUGAUGAAUUGAUGUGGGGUGCAACUCCUAAUGUUUAGUGUAUAUCAGAAAAGAUGGUGUGAUGAUCAGUUUUCAGCAUUAGUUUGGGUGGAUGAUUUAAUAUUACUAAACAACUUUUGUUUAAUGUUGAACAGGCUAUGAAUCAUCUAAUUGUGUUUAUUAAAUUGUAUUUUAAUAGUAGAUUCGUUAUUUAGUCAUUGAUGAUGAAUGUAUUUGAAUAACAAUUGAAGUUAAUUGAUCUGGCGGCAGGUAGCCUAGCAGUUUAGAGUCUUGGGCCAGUAACUGAAAGGUGGCUGGUUUGAAUCUCAAGCCAACUUGGUGAAACAUCUAUCAUUGUGCCUUUGAGCAAGUCAAUUAACCCUUAAUGUUUCCUGUAAAUCGCUCUGGAUAAGAGCAUCUGCUAAAUGACAAAAAUGUAAUGAAAAAUGUUUGUACAUUAAUUUAUGCUGAGCAACCAUUUUUUUCCUUGUGUACAGUGCCUUGCGAAAGUAUUCGGCCCCCCUGAACUUUGCGACCUUUUGCCACAUUUCAGGCUUCAAACAUAAAGAUAUAAAACUGUAUUUUUUGUGAAGAAUCAACAACAAGUGGGACACAAUCAUGAAGUGGAACGACAUUUAUUGAAUAUUUCAAACUUUUUUAACAAAUCAAAACUGAAAAAUUGGGCGUGCAAAAUUAUUCAGCCCCUUUACUUUCAGUGCAGCAAACUCUCUCCAGAAUUUCAGUGAGGAUCUCUGAAUGAUCCAAUGUUGACCUAAAUGACUAAUGAUGAUAAAUACAAUCCACCUGUGUGUAAUCAAGUCUCCGUAUAAAUGCACCUGCACUGUGAUAGUCUCAGAGGUCUGUUAAAAGCGCAGAGAGCAUCAUGAAGAACAAGGAACACACCAGGCAGGUCCGAGAUACUGUUGUGAAGAAGUUUAAAGCUGGAUUUGGAUACAAAAAGAUUUCCCAAGCUUUAAACAUCCCAAGGAGCACUGUGCAAGCGAUUAAUAUUGAAAUGGAAGGAGUAUCAGACCACUGCAAAUCUACCAAGACCUGGCCGUCCCUCUAAACUUUCAACUCAUACAAGGAGAAGACUGAUCAGAGAUGCAGCCAAGAGGCCCAUGAUCACUCUGGAUGAACUGCAGAGAUCUACAGCUGAGGUGGGAGACUCUGUUGUCCUAUGAACAAUCAGUCGUAUAUUUCACAAAUCUGGCCUUUAUGGAAGAGUGGCAAGAAGAAAGCCAUUUCUUAAAGAUAUCCAUAAAAAGUGUUGUUUAAAGUUUGCCACAAGCCACCUGGGAGACACACCAAACAUGUGGAAGAAGGUGCUCUGGUCAGAUGAAACCAAAAUUGAACUUUUUGGCAACAAUGCAAAACGUUAUGUUUGGCGUAAAAGCAACACAGCCCAUAACCCUGAACACACCAUCCCCACUGUCAAACAUGGUGGUGGCAGCAUCAUGGUUUGGGCCUGCUUUUCUUCAGCAGGGACAGGGAAGAUGGUUAAAAUUGAUGGGAAGAUGGAUGGAGCCAAAUACAGGACCAUUCUGGAAGAAAACCUGAUGGAGUCUGCAAAAGACCUGAGACUGGGACGGAGAUUUGUCUUCCAACAAGACAAUGAUCCACAACAUAAAGCAAAAUCUACAAUGGAAUGGUUCAAAAAUAAACAUAUCCAGGUGUUAGAAUGGCCAAGUCAAAGUCCAGACCUGAAUCCAAUCGAGAAUCUUUAGAAAGAACUGAAAACUGCUGUUCACAAAUGCUCUCCAUCCAACCUCAGAGCUCGAGCUGUUUUGCAAGGAGGAAUGGGAAAAAAUGUCAGUCUCUCGAUGUGCAAAACUGUUAGAGACAUACCCCAAGCGACUUACAGCUGUAAUCGCAGCAAAAGGUGGCGCUACAAAGUAUUAACUUAAGGGGGCUGAAUAAUUUUGCACGCCCAAUUUUUCAGUUUUUGAUUUGUUAAAAAAGUUUGAAAUAUCCAAUAAAUAUCGCUCCACUUCA
This is a messenger RNA of Oncorhynchus masou masou (cherry salmon), 4905 nucleotides long. RefSeq names its product zinc finger protein 501-like. The transcript is spliced from 3 exons. Gene Ontology annotation, cellular component: nucleoplasm. Gene Ontology annotation, molecular function: RNA polymerase II cis-regulatory region sequence-specific DNA binding; DNA-binding transcription repressor activity, RNA polymerase II-specific. Bases 1 to 1383 code for a protein of 460 amino acids. Gene Ontology annotation, biological process: regulation of transcription by RNA polymerase II. Lineage: Eukaryota; Metazoa; Chordata; Actinopteri; Salmoniformes; Salmonidae. The record is from RefSeq and is a predicted model, not a curated record.